UAAAUGUCUGGCGGUGUAUUUCAAAGAAUGAACGGGAAGGACUUUUCUCUCACCUGAAAGACUUAUCCCUGGAAAACAUCUGCAUGUCAGAGGAGCAGUUCAGACGACUAUUGCAGUCUUUCAUAAAAGCGGGAGGUACGUCAUUGCGGUUGUGGGAGUUUUCCAUAGAACCGGAAGAUGAUGUACCGCAGCUUCAGAAUGGAUACGAGCAGCAGGUAGUAUCGUCUGACUGUAGAACAUGCAUUCAUCUUGUGCUUGUUACCAUCACAGUAGAUGGGUUUAUUCGGCUUAUUGAUUACGUGACCAGAUGCGGUCAAUCCGUGGAAUGUGACUUGAAAUUAAUCACCCUGGAAUCAAACCCUGCUGCUGAACAACCAGUCUUACCGAUGUUGGGUCCACAGCCUAUCUCAGCUGAUUAUACCACGGUGUUGGAACUAUCUUGUAUUAAGAUGUCAACAGAACAAAUUUGUCAAAUCAUCGGUAGGAUUAAUCAACUCGACCAUUCAGUAACAUUAACAUUGGAGGGGUGUACCGUAAAAUCAGACGAGUACACUCCGCUGAGGCAUCAGAUGGUGCCUCCUCCAAACACGUCACUAAACUAUACCAAACAUAUUACGAUCAAACGCAUGAACAUAUCGGAAACAUUGUGUUUGUAUGCUGCUUCCAGUGCAAUUUAUUAUGGAUACACGUGUAAGAUAUCAUGGUGUGAUAUACUGCCCAGUGAAGUGCCGCAUGCAGACAAUCUUCACUUUCCCCAGAUGGCUGCCAUCCACUCACCUGCUCAUAGAGCAAAACUCACUUUUUAUGUCGCAUCAAUACCACAACACGUAGUUGAGCGUCUCGCCUGCCAAGCAAAAAUUUCUCAACAUUUGGUUGAGUGUGUGUUAGAUAAGUGUGAUGUAGGGCCUCCUCCGGAAGUCUGGUCAUUGAAGGAAAAGAUGGAGGAAGACCCUGUCAUUCAGAUCGAGGAAUUCAAGUUUGAACCAAACAACGACGAGCCCGACUAUUGGUGGCCCAAAAGUUAUAAAGCGGACCAAACAUGGGACAUCCGUUUUAAAGCAACCGCAAAAAAGUCUGCACUCACUGAGUCCACUGCAGAGAAUGCCGAAGUCACGGAAUGUACAUGAAUGUAGAACGGACGUCGGAGUAUUGGACAACGUGCGAUCAACACGGACAGUUCAUUUAUGCUAAGUUUUAUUAGAACGUUUUAUACAACUUGUGCCUGCAUUUUCGAGACUUAAAGUUCAAUCAGGCAAAGUGUAACGAGCACAAUUGCCAUUUUGGAGAUUUAGAGUUUAAUAUGGCAAAGUGUAACAAAAGCUUUGGCACAAUUGGUGCCUGCAAUUGGGAUACUAGAGUACACUCAUGUAAAGUGUAAGAAAAAACAAUGUACACAAUUUAUGAGAUUGAAACGUAUUUGGAAUUGCUUUUGUAGAUACUUAAAUUACAAAUUCAUUUUAGCAUAAAUUUCUGUAAAUACUCUCAUCAUUUGAUAGUUUUUUUCACAAGGUAUAUAAAUGUCACUUUUCUUGAAUCAUAUGUAUCGUUUUUUAAAGAACGUUUGAAAGAUAAUUGCUUAGUUUCUUGUUGAUAUAAUGAUGCAAAUAUGUAUUAUAAAUUAUAACAACUCAGGCACAUACGGUGAAAACAACCAUAGUUAUUUUUUUUUCCAUUUGGCCCCCUUUAUUAAGAGUCACCUUCUGCAUUUUGCCCCCUUUAUCAAGAGUUAUAUUGUGUAUUUUGUUCCCCUUGAUCAACAGUUAUCCUUUCCAAUUGGCCCCUUUAUGAACUGUUAUCUUUACCAUUUGGCCCCUUUAUGAACUGUUAUCUUUACCAUUUGGUCCCUUUAUGAACUGUUAUCUUUACCAUUUGGUCCCUUUAUGAACUGUUAUCUUUACCAUUUGGUCCCUUUAUGAACUGUUAUCUUUACCAUUUGACCCCUUUAUGAACUGUUAUUUUUACCAUUUGUCCCCUUUAUGAACUGUUAUCUUUACCAGUUGGCCCCUUUAUGAACUGUUAUCUUUACCAUUUAGCCCCUUUAUGAACUGUUAUCUUUACAAUUUGGCCCCUUUAUAAACUGUUAUCUUUACAAUUUGGCCCCUUUAUAAACUGUUAUCUUUACCAUUUGGCCCCUUUAUGAACUGUUAUCUUUACCAUUUUGCCCCUUUAUGAACUGUUAUCUUUACCAUUUGGCCCCUUUAUGAACUGUUAUCUUUACCAUUUGGCCCCUUUAUAAAAUGUUAUCUUUACCAUUUGGCCCCUUUAUCAAAAGUUGUCUUUUUUUAUUGUCCCCUCUUUAUGAAGAGUUAUCUUUUCAAUUUGGCCCUUUUUAUCAAGAGGUAUCUCUUAUAGUUGGCCCUCUUUUUCAAGAGUUAUCUUUUAUAUAAUACCGUUUUUAUCAAGAAUUAUCUUUUCAAUUUGGGCCCCCUUUACAAAGAGUUAUAUUUUCUAUUUUGACCCAUUAAUCAAUUAAAUUGUUUGGUAUCCUUUAUCAGAAACGAUCUUGUCCGUUUGGCCCCUUUUUCAUGACUUAUCUUUUCCAUUUUGCACCCCACCCCCUCUUUAUAAAUAGUUGUCUUUUCCAUUUGGUCCCCUUCAUCAGAGUUAUCUUUUCUAGUUGGCCCCUUUUCAAAAUUAUCCGUUCAUUUAGCCUCCCUCUUCAUCAAGAGUUAUCUUUUUCCUAUAUCCCCCCUUUAUCAAGAAUGCAAUUGUCCAUUUGUCAAGAGUAAAACGAUCGGUGGAACAGCCAUACAUUUUACCUUGUUAUUUUAUAAGUGAAUCACUUUGAUGUAACAAAGAAGUCAUUUUCCAUACUUAUUUCUGAUUUUGAUAUGUUUAUUUAAGUAAUUGACUGUAAGAUGUGCGUGUAUUAUUGAUUUGGUAUUCACCAUAAUGCUUGUAAAAGUAUGUUUGUCGAUUUGAAGGUACGAUGUGAAAUACAUAUCUUUAGUUAUUGAUAUGAUUUUAACGUGUUUAUUGUGAAUUGGUUGACCCUCUGCAUGAACAACAGAAUAACCAAUUAACAAUGUAUGGAUUUUUGGAUAUCCACGUUGGUAUACACCAUUGGUUUCAAUAACAUCCCGAGGCUGACAUGGGCCAUUUAUAAUAAUACAAAGCUUUCAGAAAGAGAUAUGAGUAAUCAAACGAUUGAAAUACCUCUCUUUCCUAACUUCAUUCGGAUAGCAUAAAAUAAAAUAGUGUGCUUUAAGAUAACUUAUACAGUAUGUAACAUUGGAGGAAAAGAAAAGCAAAAGCGUGUACAUGUAUAACAUACUGUCUGUUAAAUACCCUUUGCCAUGAUUCAUUUUUUCUCUUUUAUUUAUGCAUUCAUGAACAUUGUUUCAAUAUCCUUUAUCAAUCAGAAUCUAUGUAUACAGAAAUAAUUGUGUCAAUAUGUUCCUAUUUAUAAGUUCUGAACAUAAUAAAUGAUAGUUUCAUGUUUGCUUUGUACUUUUUGUAAAUAUGUUUUUUGAAUGAACAUACGAUAUUUUGAAUUGAAAAACACGAAGAAAUGAAAAAUAGUUCGUACUUCUGUACACCUUUGUGUUAAAUCUAUUACUUACAAGAAUUUUAACCAUAUAUUUUUAAUUUCUAUCAAUUGUAGUAUUCCUUUGUAAGUAAAUAAUAGUAAUUCGUAAGCGGUACGUGAAAUGAAAGAUCAUUGUAUGAUUAUUUUUUUAGCUUUGAAUAACCUGUGAAAAUCUUGUUUGUGUACAUAAAUGAAUUCAUUACGAAAAACUUUAUGCAAAACUGAAAGAAAUCAAUAUAUACAUGUUUCAUUGAAAUUAACUUAUUAAGUAUAUAUCUGUAUAUACAUUAACCUAUGUUAUUCAUUGCAGUUGUAGUAUGCCCAUGUAAAUAAGUACAUUGUUCAUUUAUUCACAUGAUUAGACGUUACAUGUACGAACUGAUCAUUGUAUGAUGUUUUGUAUUUUGCUUUGGAUAACUUGUGUAUAUAGUUAUUGGAUGAGUUAUUGUUUUCUUUAAGGGAAAGUCGCAUUGUUGAUAAAGAAUUGAAUUUAUAACAAAAAACUCAAAGGAAUCAAUAUGUGAAAGUUUCCUAAAAUUUCCUUUUAUGGAAAUUUCUGCAUAUUAUUUUAAACCUUGGUUAUUCAUAUCAGUUGUAGUAUGCCCAUGUUUAUCGUACAUUGUUUAUUUAUUCUGAUUAGACGGUACUUGUAUGUACUGAUCAUUGUAUGAUAUUUUGUAUUUUGCUUUGUACAAGUUUUGAACAUAGUUAUUGGAUGAGUUAUUGUUUUGUUAAAGGGAAAGACACCUUAACAAAUGAAGUUGACGGUAAAAGAACGUGUUUUAAAUAUUUUUGCUUUUCCAUUGUAAUGAGUAUAGUGUUGAUGUAUUGAAAAAAGUAAAAAUCACAUGAAAGAAGGUUAAUGGUGUCUGUAAUUCAUUUACAUUUCGUAAGUUGAUUACUAUUGUUCCAUUACUGAACGCAGUCGACGUUACAUCAAUGUAUAUUGAUUGACACAAUAUGGUGACUGACAUGUAUUUGCUUUCCCAAAUUGUAAUUAUUGUAUUUUUCAAUUACUGAGCUAAAUAGACGGAACAUGGACGUAAGGUAAUGUUGUAUGCAAUUCAUUUACCUUUUACAUGUUCAUUUCUAUUUUGUUCAACUUGUUGAACUUAGUAGAUAUAACAUUACCAUCCAUUUAUGGUGUCUGCAAUUCAUUUACUUUUCAAUGGUUAAUUACUAUAGUGUUAAGUUUAUAAGCUUAGCAGAUGGAACAAUAACGUAUGUUAAUGGUGUCUGCAAUUUAUUAACUAUUCGCAUAAUAAUUACGAUAUUGUUCAAGUAUUGAAAUAAGAAGACGUAAUAUUAACGUAGGCUUAUGGUGUCUGCAAUUGAUUAACUUUUAUAAGUUAAUUACUCUAUUGUUCAAUUACUGAACGUAGUAGAUGGAACAUUAACGUAAGUUAAUGGUGUCUGCAAUUUAUUAACUAUUCGCAUAUCAAUUACGAUAUUGUUCACUUAUUGAAAUAAGUAGACGUAAUAUUAACGUAGGCUUAUGGUGUCUGCAAUUUAUUAACUUUUUAUAAGUAAACAACGAUAUUGUUUACUUAUUUAACUACGAAGACGUAUUAUUAACGUAAGGCUAUUGUAUCUGCAAUUUAUUUACUUUUCAUAAUUAUUGCGUUUCGACUUGAGGGUGUUUUAAAAAAAGGCAAAGGUUUUUUAUUUCGAAAUAUGACCAAAUUUUAACUGUCUAGGUCGCAAUCGUUUUCAAGUUUCAGAAUGAUGUAAGUGCUUUUUUAUUUAGUCUUAUACAGUUUAUAAAAGAAAGAUAUAACUUUAUUGGAUAAAGUCAAAUAUUCCCAAUAGUGAAUUAAAUAUCCAUGCUUUGGAAGCUUUCAAUCACCCUUAUUGUUUAUAGAAAUGUUGUAAAAUAUAAGUGCUGCACGCAUGCUGUGUUAGUGACCUCUGAUAUAGACACAAUUCAUGGAUGAAGAAUUUGAAGUCUAUGUAUGGACGAUGUGUAAUUAUUCCGUUUUGUAUUGAGUGGAAUAGUGAGUUUUAAAUCUGUGUAUUGAUAGUGUGUAUUUACUAUUAGUGUGAUGGUGUGUAUAAACUCUGGGUUUGGGUGGCGUGUAAUAUCUUUAUGUGUGUAUGGUGUGAAUUUGUUCUAUGUAUGAAUGGUGUGUAAUAACUCUUUGUAUUGAUAUUAUAUAAUAACUCUAUGCAUGAAUGGCUUGUAAAAAUAUAUUUUUUGUAAUAACUGUAUGUAUGGAUGGUUUAUAAUAUCUCUAUUAAAAUCGUGAUUGGUAACUCUAUAUUUGCAUGGUGUGUAAAACUAUAUGUGUGGAUGGUGAGUUCUAACUCUAUAUAAGGGAUUAUGUUUUAUCACUCUAUGUAUUGACCGUGUGUAAUAACUUGCAUGGAAUCAUUGUAAUAAUCAUAUUUUAUGGUGUGUAAUAACGCUUUUAAAUGGAUGAUGUGUAAUAAUGUUAUGCGUGGGUGCUGGGUAAUAGCUCUAUGUGUGUAUGGUGUGUAAUAUAACUAUAUGUAUGUAUAUUACAUUCUUACUAUAUGUUUGGAAUAUGUGUAAUAACUAUAUGUAUGGAUAGUUAACAUUACCUCUAUGUUUAUAUUGUGUGUAAGAACAAUUUAUAUGGAUGAUGCAUUCGAACUAAAAGUAUGGAGUGUGUGUAAUAAGUAUAUGUAUGGACGAUGUGUAGUAAAUGUAUGUAUGGAUAGUUAACAUUAACUCAAUGUUUGUAUGGUGUGUAAGAACUAUGUGUAUGGAUGAUGCAUUCGAACUUUAUGUAUGGAUUGUUUGUAAUAAUCAUAUGUAUGGACGAUGUGUAGUAACUAUGUAUGGAUUGUGUGUAAUAAGUAUAUGUACGGACGAUGUGUAGUAACUAUGUAUGGAGUGUGUGAAAUAAGUAUAUGUAAGGACGAUCUGUAGUAACUAUUAAUGGAGUGGGUGUAAUAAUCAUAUGUAUGGACGAUGUGUAGUAACUAUGUAUGGAUUGUGUGUAAUAAGUAUAUGUACAGACGAUGUGUAGUAACUAUUAAUGGAGUGGGUGUAAUAAUCAUAUGUAUGGACGAUGUGUAGUAACUAUGUAUGGAUUGUGUGUAAUAAGUAUAUGUACGGACGAUGUGUAGUAACUAUGUAUGGAGUGUGUGAAAUAAGUAUAUGUAUGGACGAUGUGUAGUAACUAUGUAUGGAUUGUGUGUAAUAAGUAUAUGUACAGACGAUGUGUAGUAACUAUUAAUGGAGUGGGUGUAAUAAGUAUAUGUAUGGACGAUGUGUAGUUACUAUGUAUGGAGUGUGUGUAAUAAGUAUAUGUACGGACGAUGUGUCGUAACUAUGUAGGGCGUGUGUGUAAUAAGUAUAUGUACGAACGAUAUGUAGUAACUAUGUAUGGAGUGUGUGUAAUAAGUAUAUGUAAGAACGAUCAGUAGUAACUAUGUAUGGAGUGUGUGUAAUAAGUAUAUGUACGGACGAUGUGAGGUAACUAUGUAUGGAGUGUGUGUAAUAAGUAUAUGUAAGGACGAUGUGUAGUAACUAUGUAUGGAGUGUGUGUAAUAAGUAUAUGUACGGACGAUGUGAAGUAACUAUGUAUGGAGUGUGUGUAAUAAGUAUAUGUAAGGACGAUCUGUAGUAACAAUGUAUGGAGUGUGUGUAAUAAGUAUAUGUACGGACGAUGUGUAGCAACUAUGUAUGGAGUGUGUGUAAUAAGUAUAUGUAAGGACGAUCUGUAGUGACUAUGUAUGGAGUGUGUGUAAUAAGUAUAUGUAUGGACGAUGUGUAGUAACUAUGUAUGGAGUGUGUGUAAUAAGUAUAUGUACGGACGAUGUGUAGUAACUAUGUAUGGAAUGUGUGUAAUAAGUAUAUGUACGGACGAUCUGUAGUAACUAUGUAGGGAGUUUGUGUAAUAAGUAUAUGUAAGGACGAUGUGUAGUAACUAUUCAUGGAGUGUGUGUACUCAUAUGGCAAUACAGUGGAGUCGUAUUUUUACUGUAAAAUGAACAUAUCUAGUGCUGUUCAUAAAUAACUAUAUUUUGAUUAAAAUUUCAGCCAAUAAUUGAAUAGAUGAGUGUAUGAUAUAUAUAUAUAUAUUGUUUUAAGAGAUUGAACAAAUGUGUUUAUAUAGUGUGUUUUGCUACUUGAGAUUGAGUCAAUGUGUGUAUUUAAUAUACAUUGCUAUGAUAGAUUGAAUAAAUGUCUGUGAAUGAUC
Molecule: messenger RNA, 7698 nt
Organism: Mya arenaria
Lineage: Eukaryota; Metazoa; Mollusca; Bivalvia; Myida; Myidae
Exons: 3
Coding region: 84-1127 (347 amino acids)
Source: RefSeq, a predicted model, not a curated record